AUGGCUGGUACCCAGGUGACCGACACCAUUGCGCCGGCGGAGGUGGCCCCGCCCAAAGCCUUCGAGCAUCAUGAUGUGCACGAUGCGUGGGCGUCGGACUCAUCCAUGAAGUCGAUCAUUGCCAAUGCCAAGGCGGCCACAGAAAAAGAGCAGAGUAUGAGUCUGCUGCAGGGCAUCAAGCUAUACCCCAAGGCGUUGGCGUGGAGCGUGCUCAUUUCGACCUGCAUUGCGAUGGAAGGAUACGAUAUCAGUCUGGUGAACAAUUUUUACGCUUUCCCGCAAUUUAAUCGCAAAUACGGAGAACGAAUAGCAGAUGGGUCAUACCAAGUACCGGCCAGAUGGCAAUCUGGACUGAGUAACGGCGCCGCCGUGGGAGAGAUAAUCGGGUUAUUCAUCAACGGUUGGGCCUCGGAGCGAUUCGGAUAUCGAUAUACCAUCAUGGCCUGUCUCGUUCUCGUCAGUGCAUGGACGGCCAUCUUCUUCACGGCCCAGAAUGUACAGUCUCUUCUGGCCGCGGAGAUUCUCUGCGGUGUGCCCUGGGGGGUGUUCCAAACCUUGACCAUCACCUACGCCUCGGAAGUGUGCCCGGUUGCCUUGCGGGGGUAUCUGACGACCUACGUGAACUUCUGCUGGGGCCUCGGCCAGUUGAUUGGAAUCGGUGUGAUUCGGUCCAUGCUCAACCGCAAUGAUGAGUGGGCCUACCGUAUUCCCUAUGGGCUGCAGUGGAUGUGGCCCCUGCCUCUUUUCAUUGGUAUCAUGCUCGCUCCCGAGUCUCCCUGGUGGCUUGUUCGUCGGGGCCGGACCAAGGACGCCAAACGUGCGCUGGAACGCUUGACCACAAAGCGUGAAGACUCCCCGUUUGAUGCCGAUGAGACAAUCUCGAUGAUGGUGCACACUACCGCCCUGGAGGCGAAAAUCACAAAGGGGGCAAGCUACCUGGACUGUUUCAGAGGGACCGAUCUGCGCCGCACCGAGAUUGUGUGCAUGGUCUGGGCGAUCCAGAACUUGAGCGGCAACUCCUUCUCGAACUACUCCACCUACUUUCUAGAACAGGCCGGCUUGGACUCCUCCAAUGCGUACAACUUUGCCAUGGGUCAGUAUAGUAUUAAUAUGGUGGGUGUCUUUGGAGCGUGGUUCCUGAUGACUCUGGGGAUCGGCCGUCGUACCCUCUACCUAUACGGCCUGUGUGGACUGUGCGCGAUGCUCUUGACGAUGGGCUUCCUGGGACUCGUCCCGGCUGCCCACCGCGAUCAAGCAUCGAUGGCGACUGGAGCGCUUAUGCUUGUAUGGGCACUGUUCUACCAAUUAACCGUCGGCACUGUCUGCUACUCAUUGGUGGCCGAGCUUUCCACACGCCGCCUCCAGAUCAAGACUGUGGUGCUCGGUCGCAAUCUCUACAAUGUGAUCGGCAUUAUCUGUGGUGUGUUGACUCCCUACAUGCUGAACCCGGGCGAGUGGGAUUGGGGCAAUUAUGCCGGCUUCUUCUGGGGCGGUAUUUGCUUCUUGUGCAUUAUCUACACUUAUUUCCGGGUGCCAGAGCCGCGUGGUCGCUCUUUUGCCGAAUUGGAUUUGCUUUUCGAGCGUGGCGUGAGUGCCCGCAAGUUUGCGUCCACCCAUGUGGACGUGUUUGACGAGACCAUCGAGAGUCACGUCGUUGAUGAAUAUCGGGCGGAAAAGGGCGCCAUGAAUGAUCCCAGCCAGGUGGAAAAACACGCUGGCGCCGCAUGA
Messenger RNA from Penicillium diatomitis, 1728 nucleotides. Its product is annotated as putative MFS alpha-glucoside transporter. Gene Ontology annotation, biological process: transmembrane transport; carbohydrate transport. The coding region runs from base 1 to 1728 and encodes 575 amino acids. The transcript is spliced from 2 exons. Gene Ontology annotation, molecular function: carbohydrate:proton symporter activity. Lineage: Eukaryota; Fungi; Ascomycota; Eurotiomycetes; Eurotiales; Aspergillaceae. Gene Ontology annotation, cellular component: membrane. The record is from RefSeq and is a predicted model, not a curated record.